This is a messenger RNA of Galeopterus variegatus (Sunda flying lemur), 918 nucleotides long. Its product is annotated as Fc receptor-like protein 6. The record is from RefSeq and is a predicted model, not a curated record. Lineage: Eukaryota; Metazoa; Chordata; Mammalia; Dermoptera; Cynocephalidae. Gene Ontology annotation, biological process: cell surface receptor signaling pathway. Gene Ontology annotation, molecular function: transmembrane signaling receptor activity.
AUGGCUAAGGUGGAAGUGAAGCCCCUGCAGGGGACAGUCUGGCCAAACCCCGUGUCUGGAGGAGGUGCCCUGGCUCUGUGGUGCCAGGGAAAGAAGCAUGCAGCACUGUCCCAGGUGAAGUUCCACAAAGAUGGAGAACUCUUUAGUUUCUCUAAGGACAACCAGCAUCCAUCCAUGGAGACCACAAUGGUGAAAAGUAGUGGCCAGUACAGUUGCACUAGGCAGCUGACACUGAUCCCACACGUGUGCAAACAAACCUCAGAGACUGAGUGGCUCGAGUCAAAGAUGAAGCUAUUCCCACCUCCUGUGCUGAGCACUGUCCUCUCUCCUGAGCCCCAUAAGGGGAGCCUGGUGACCCUGAGAUGUCAGAUAAAGCUGCCUGAGAGGUUGGCCUUGAGGCUCCUGUUCUUCCACAAGGAAGGACACACCCUGCAGGAUGGGGGCCUCCAUCCAACCAGCAUCCUGGGAGUCAAGGAGAGAGAUUCUGGCCUUUACUGGUGCAAGGUAGCCCCUGAGGGUGGCUGGUUCCAGACAGAGCCCCGUGUGGAUAUCACAGUGCAGGCUCCUGUGUCCUGUCCUCUGCUCACCUGGCAACACUUGCCCACUGGCUGUGCUGUGGCGGACGUGGUGGAGCUUCUCUGUGAGGCCCAGGGGGGCGCCCCUCUGAUCCUGUACUUUUUCUACCUUGAUGAGGAGAUCCUGGGGAACGGCUCACUCCCAAUUUCAACUCCUGUGUCCUGUCCUCUGCUCACCUGGCAACACUUGCCCACUGGCUGUGCUGUGGCGGACGUGGUGGAGCUUCUCUGUGAGGCUCAGGGGGGUGCCCCUCUGAUCCUGUACUUUUUCUACCUUGAUGAGGAGAUCCUGGGGAACGGCUCACUCCCCAUGGCAGAGCCUUCUCCUUCCUCCUCCCAAUGA